ACCUGAGCCUUCAGCUCUUCCAUUUAUAGCAUAUCUUUGUGCCUUCUUCAUGCGCUCCAAGGCUACAUGAUUGUUUUCCUCUUUGCUGAAGUGCAUCGGCCAGACCAUACGUGUUUCAGCUCUACACUGCAGCUGCAAUCCCGCAUAUACUAAAAGGUGCGAUUAGAGCACGUCGGGUUCAUUGAGGUCUCCCCUCAUUACGAGAAUUGCAGCCCAACAUGUCAAUCGACACAACCGGUGGCGCAACCCCGAACGAUACAGCUCCAGGUAGCGAGAAGAAAAAUAACGAUGCAUUUACCAAUGGACCGUUCUCAUGGACAGUGCCUUUGGAAAUCUCCAGCGACUCAGCAACGUACCUCGACCGCUCCCAAGCCAAUGAUGAUCAGGAGCUCUACAUACCCCGCGAAGUCAUCGCAGAAGUUGUAGGCGGUUCUCGCCUUGUAGCGGAGCUCAAGAGACCAAUUAAAAUUGGCACAUUCAACGAGCUCCCGUCAUACCUCCUCCAGACCCAUUUUUCUUUUCAGAAAGCAUCGACCAAUUGGCUCUAUCGUAUUCAAACUGCUGAGAUAACGAUUGUAUUCGAAGACGCGCCAGCGCAGGAACCUGCUGUGAAAGUACCAAAGAACAAGCAACAGCAUCCAGCGAUUGCAGCAUGGUAUCCUGAGCUGUUUGAGGGCGAGGUCUCCCAUGCCUUGAUCACUGAAUCUGUGAAUGCCGGUCUAGAAGCAGGCUAUCUGGGAGCUGGAGCUUCAGUAGGAGCAGAGAAGAGCAGGACCUAUCUGGAGAAAGGACGGGUCGUUGUCCAUGGUGUACGAGGUGGUGGCCGACACCGUAACAGCGUCACAUGGGUGAUCGAGCAAGAUAGUGUUGAAAAAGGUGGAAUUCCAAGAGACAUCAAGCUUCCGCUCAUAGUGACGAGGCAAAACAACAACCGAUUCUCAGCACGUGUUACUGUCAAGGCGCAUUAUGGCUUUCGUCGAGGACCUCUAGCGCGGAGCGUGCCUGUCGUUGGAAAGAAUGAGGAACCGCUCUAUUUUGACCCUGCGACACUUGACGAUAUGAUAGAAAACGGGAGUAGGGGACCCGACGACGAGAAACGUGCCAAGGGCUUCAUAUCCCGGGAUACCGUAUCAGGCCUCUCGUUCUUACAUGAUUACGGUAUUGUCGGUACCCGCAGCCAGAUCAAGGGGUUAUAUGAGAGUUUGUGCAACUUCGGACGUGAUGAAGGCACCGUGGCGGCGGAGAGGCGUCAACGACCCUACGUCAAGCUUUACCUUCCGAGCACCUGA
This is a messenger RNA of Paraphaeosphaeria sporulosa, 1289 nucleotides long. RefSeq lists its product as uncharacterized. Lineage: Eukaryota; Fungi; Ascomycota; Dothideomycetes; Pleosporales; Didymosphaeriaceae. The record is from RefSeq and is a predicted model, not a curated record. The coding region runs from base 219 to 1289 and encodes 356 amino acids. The transcript has 4 exons.